Molecule: messenger RNA, 903 nt
Organism: Linnemannia hyalina
Lineage: Eukaryota; Fungi; Mortierellomycota; Mortierellomycetes; Mortierellales; Mortierellaceae
Source: the annotation of a GenBank genome assembly
AUGGACCAACAUCUUGCCGGCAACCUUGCGUUGGCAACGGCCAUCACUCUCGCGCUUAUCGGCAUCCCUCUCACCCUUAUACUUGCCAGCCGGCUCUGGUCAUCCUUGCCCCAGAACAGACCUCGACAUACAACCUCAUCGGAAUCCACCACCAGGCCGCUGGCCUGCACCACCACCAUAUUCUUGGGUUCAGGCGGCCAUACAGCCGAGAUGCUCCAGCUAGUCUCUGGACUUGACUGCGCUCACUAUACCCCGCGCCAUUACGUCGUUGGCUGCGACGACAGCUCGAGUGUUGAAAAGGUUCACAGGCUGGAAACAUUGCUCGCCGCCAAGAGUGUGACGAGGACUGAGGAAAAGGGAGCUAGAUCUCGAUCUGGAGCUGGGACUGGAACGGAAGCGGGAGCAGGAAUCACUACAAAUCGCUUGAUCUCCGAUAUCAAGUCUAACCGCAGUGAGUUGGCUUAUACGGUCCAUCGGAUCCCCAGGAGUCGUCAUGUCCACCAGUCGAUGCUGACGACACCGUUCACACUAGUAAAGUCGUUAUUGGUAGCAAUGCCUCUGAUCAAGAGAUUGACUUGUCUGACAAAGUCUGAAGCUCAUUCCAAUACUGGAGCUGGAAAGGCGCAGUCGACCGACGCAGCAGGUCGACCCCGAAGAAGUGUUCUUUUGAUGAACGGGCCGGGGACGUGUCUGGCACUGGCGCUGGCGGUGAUUGGGACGCGGAUGGCAGGGGUUCCGGAUGAUCAGACACCCGAUCUGGUGUUUGUGGAGAGCUUUGCGCGGGUGAAGACGUUGAGUCUUGCGGGCAGGCUGCUGUACCCUCUAUGCGACGCGUUCCUGGUGCAAUGGCCUGGCCUUGUGCAACAAUACCCCCGCUCAAAGUAUAUUGGCACCCUCGUAUGA